This is a messenger RNA of Melopsittacus undulatus (budgerigar), 4260 nucleotides long. RefSeq names its product solute carrier family 46 member 3 (gene SLC46A3). The record is from RefSeq and is a predicted model, not a curated record. Bases 78 to 1472 code for a protein of 464 amino acids. Gene Ontology annotation, biological process: vacuolar transmembrane transport. Gene Ontology annotation, molecular function: transmembrane transporter activity. NCBI's taxonomy places the organism in Eukaryota, Metazoa, Chordata, Aves, Psittaciformes, Psittaculidae. Gene Ontology annotation, cellular component: lysosomal membrane. The transcript is spliced from 6 exons.
CACCGAACUGCUGAGCCGGAGCGACUUCCAGCAGCAACCCACGCCUCACAGCACGGGAUUAAACACUAGUCCCAGAAAUGAGGAAGGUUUUGUUUGUGGAGCCUGUCAUUUUCAUCUAUGUGUUUGCCUCUUCCCUGACGAGCCCGCUGGUGCAGCAAUUCAUCUACCGGCAGCUCUGGGAGGAAGAAUACAAUUCCACUUUUGUAAGCAAUAGCAGUAUCAGCCACUGCGAGCAGAAUAAAAGUAGCCCGGCUUAUAUCAAGCAGAAGGUAGCUCAAGAAAAAACCUCUGUUUUUAAUAUGCAGUUAGACUUAACUGGGGCAGUUCCGAGCCUCAUAGUUGCCUUUGUCAUUGUAGCUAACGGGGAUCGCCAGGGACGCAAAAGGUCUUUGGUUUUACCAUCAGUGGGAACUUUGGUUGCUAAUAUUUGUCUCGCUGUAAUAUCAUAUUUUUCCUUGUCACUCUCUAUCCUAUUUGCGGUUGCAUUUAUCAGUGGGCUGUUUGGGAGUAUAGCAACUUUCCUUGGAGGAGGCUUUGCUUAUAUAGCAGAUGUGUGUCAGGAUGAGAAGCAGAAAACAACACGAAUAGCUGUGGUGGAUUUGAUUUUUGGAAUUGUGUCUGGAUUGGCAGGACUGUCAUCUGGCUAUAUUCUAAGAGGAAUAGGCUUUACAUGGACAUUUGUGACAGCAUCUCUGCUUCAUGUUGUUAAUAUUAUCUAUAUUAUAUUUUUUCUGGAAGAAACGGUAGAUGUAUCUGAAUUCCAGCGUGAGGCACCAGGAUCCUGUAAAGAACUUCUUAAAGAGACGUUUUCUGGAGUGUACAUGCUUUUUAAAACUGCCCCUUAUAAGAAGAGAAUUUUAAUAAUUGUGUUGCUUUUCAUAUUUAUGAUGUACUUGUUUACUGCAACCGGUGGGAGUUCACUUUUUACACUGUAUGAACUAGAUGAGCCACUCUGCUGGGAUGAAGUAUACAUUGGAUAUGGAGCAGCUGCCUCCACUUCUAUCUCUCUGACCAGUUUUUUUGGUGUUUACUUAUUUUCUAAAUGUCUCAAAGACAUUUAUAUUGUCUUUAUCGGGAUAUUUUCUUACAUUGGAGGAAUGGUCAUGGCUGCCUUUGCCAGAACUACCCUGCUCAUGUUUUUAGUAAGAGUACCAUCUUUGCUCUGCUUUAUGCCUAUUCCUGUUCUCCGAGCCAUGCUCUCAAAAGUGGUUCUCACUGGUGAACAGGGUGCUGUGUUUGCUUGCAUUGCCUGUUUAGAAGUUGUGGUCGGCACUAUUUCAUUUUCAGUUUUUAAUAUUCUCUAUGCAGCUACUGUUGCAUGGUUUUCAGGCUUUAGCUUCCUUCUGUCAGCAGGCCUUUGUCUAAUUCCACUGGCUGCCUUAUGCUGGCUUCUGUGCACAAGCUGGAACGAGGAGGAUUUGGCUCUGCUUGUAUCUGAAGAAGUAUCCAGCAUAGAAAGCAUUGAUAGUUGAACAAAGGAUUCAUCUACUUGGGUUUUCUAAUCUGACAUGCAGUGGCAGAGACCAUUAUGUCGUACAGAGACCACAGCGAGAACACAACAGUUGCAGAUGCAAUCUCAAAGUGGCCUUGCAGCAAUAAGCACUAAAUAGGUAGCACUCUAUAUCCAUUCUCUUUUUAGCACUUUAAUAAAGCUAGCUCUUAUACUUAACUAGGCAAAUAGGCUGGCAAUGGAGAUCUUAAUGCUGCUUUCAACUUGAUUAAAAAAAUAAGGUAGGAUGAUACUCUUUGCGCUUACUUACACUUUCUCAAGUUUGAGAAUGUCAGCUGUGGAUUGUGAUACAUCUUGUAUCAUUUUAAGUUGAUAAGCUUAUCAACGCCCUACAACUACAUUAAAGUAAGGAUGUAGAGAGGAGGUGGGUGAUUUCCCAUGCAACAAGUGAUAGGACAAGCGGUAACAGCCUCAAGCUGUGUCAGGGGAAGUUUAGAUUGGAUAUUAGGGAAAAAUUUCUUCACUAAGAAAGUGAUCAGGUAUGGAGCAGGCUGCCCAAGAAAAUGUUGGGAUCACUGUCCCUGAAAUGCUCAAAAACCAGGCAGAUGAGGCCCCUAGUGAUAUGGCAGUCCUGGGGUAAAGGUUGGACUUGAUGAUUUUAAAGUGCCAGCUGAGGAUGCAGUCCACUGUGUACAUCUUAAUAGGCCUGUUUUAACGGUGAAGCCCCCAAACCUAUUUAAAAUGACUCAACUAAAUGGCAGUUUUUUCAGAAAGCAACCCAGCUGGAGGCAGUACUUGCACCUGCUGUAAGCAGACUUACUGCUCUGCAGUUAGCAGAGUGUCUGUGCAAGUUCAAUGUAUGAUGUGUGGACCUUGCCUGUGACUUAGUUCUUAAAAUGGAUUUUCACACAGAGAUGUCAUACUUACUUCCAUCUUGCAAAGUGUGAAGUUAGGCCCAUGCCUACAAUUUGCAGAGGCCAUAUUGCACAUUUAUUUUUAUAAUUUUGUAUUUAUUAGGGUCUGGAUACAGAGACCUAUUUUUUUGUCCCAUAGAUACUGCUUGUUUUUUAGUUAAUUGGCUCCACUUGGCUUUAAUGUUUCUUCUAGUGAAAAGGUGUAAUAGCAUUUCUUUGCAGUGGGUCUUUGAUUAUUUUUUUAACAACCCUGACAUGAGGUGACCAAAUCUGAAUCAUGCAUCUAAUCAUCUUGCAAUGAAUGCAGCAUAAUUUAUGAGCACUUCAACAGUAUUUCAUCUUCAAAGCACUUUAUAAAUGCUAUUAAGAAUCUCCUUCCACAAUAGAUAUUAUCCUCCCUGUUACAGAUAAAGAAAAUUAAGAGAGGACAAGUGACUUACCCAGGGCCACACUGCGAACUGGUAAGGCUGUCAAACCUAGAAAUUGGUUUCUGCAUUGACUCUUCACCUUUUUGCUUGAGAUCUUUAAGCAGAAAUUAUCCAGAGUUAUUAGCUUCUGGAAUAUACAGCAGAAGUAUAAAUAAAACACUGUGUUAAGGAUCACUGCCAUGUGUUUUUUAAUGUGACAGUUUGACAGCCAAUACUGCUUCGAUCCCUGAAAGCACAAGUGGGUUGUGUAAGACUCUCAUCCCCCAGAACAGAUUAGGUAGAGAAGUCAAAAUGAUGUAAAGUGGUUGACAUUCACACAAGGAAAACUCUAGGAAAGGAACUGACUACACACGCACAGAGUGUAGCAUAAAAAUGAAGACAGACAUAGCAUAUGCUGUAAAAUCAAUGAUCUGCUUACAUCCAUUAAUAUCCAUCAUGCAGAGUACUUCUGCAGAACUUCUCAGUGGUACUCCACCAAAAAAUACCAGUACCACCUCAUGAUGAUACUAUUGUACAUCCUGUUUGUUUGAAUGAUAGCAUUUUUUUCCAAGCUACGUACUGUGAUCAUGGAGAAGCUCAAUAAGGUAAAGAGGGUUUAAACGGGCAGGGGGGUUAGAGCUAGAUGAUCUUAAGGUCCUUUUCAAGCCUAACUAUUCUAUGAUUCCAAGUAAUGCAGAAGACCAUUGCCUCCCUGUCACUGAUGAAAACAGUGCUGUUUAUCCAGGGCAGGGGAAUGAAUAUUUACACAGCUAACAGCUAUAGCCAACUCUUACACUUUUUGAACUACCAAGGCUGGUGUUGGCAAUUAAAGUUUAGACACUAGCCAGUAAAUAAAACUGCUUAACUCUCCUCCCUUGAGUUGCCCGAGUUGCUGCCAACUUGUUGGAGAAGUGAGCUGAGUUUUACAAUAAUCACUGGGUCCAAAAUAUAAUGAGUACUUGUUGAGAGAUUAAGAGAACACUAGCGUAGGAUUUCAGCACAAAGAUUACAUUGUCUUCGUUGUGUCUUCAUUAUGCAGUUCUGUAUGGCUUUAUGAAAUUAACUAUUUAACACAAAAUUGCCUGAAAAAGUAAAGCUAAUGAAGUAGGGCUGUGUGCCUUCACUUGCUCUGCUGCAGUAUACACCUCUGCUAGCAUACAGAAGGUGUCAACAAAGCACAGUUCUGCAGUGGCAUUGUGUUGGUGCAAAUGAAAACAAGCACGUAUACUUCAUUAAUGGCUUUAUUAUGGUGUGAUUUUGGUGCACAAAGCACUUGCUAUUUGCAAAGUAUUUCUGCUUUCAGAACUAGCUGUAAGUUUAGAUCAAAACACAUGAAGGACAUGAACUGUGUUGUUAAAGUGCCUAGGAUGGUGCAAGCUGAAGAAACCAGGUACUAAUGCAUUUCAGAUUAUUAAAGUCUUCAAAGAUUAUAAUAGUUGUUCUAUUUGUAUAUAAAUGCAAAUUAUUUUGACCUUAAUUAAAUUUGUUU